AUACUAGUCCUCCCCAGCUCAUAAAUUCUGCCUUCCUCCACUCUCAAGCUUCCAGAGCGUUUCACAAAGCCUGUAAAUUGCUCUCUCUGAAAUGCUGACUGAAACCAAAGGCCUCACAUGGACUCAGUUGUAACAAAGCACGCAUUCAGUUCCUUCAAGCUCAGCCCAUCACAGACCCAACAGCCCCUCCACAUCACCACAACACACUUCUCCUUCUUGAGAUUCUCUCACUGCAACAGAAAAUCAACAUCUUCAAUCUCUUGCUCUCAUAUACCUCCUUCCAAUCCCAGACGCCCAAAAUCCAUAUGGGAUUCUCAUAACUUACCCUUAAAUCCCAUCUGGUUCUUGGUCCCAGUCCUCCAAAGCAUCAGAGUUUUAGCUUCUUCACGAACCCAGAAGUGGGUUUCUUUCUUACAGGCUUACAAAGGCACGGAGAGUUUUGUACAUGAAAAUAAUAAUGAUUUUUUACAUAAUAGCGGGAUUGGAGUUGCUUUGUUAAGCGUGACAUCCAAUGCCAAAGUAAAAAUUAGUCCUUUCGUGGCUCAAUUGGCCGCGAAUCCGACCUUUGUUUCGGGCUUGUUCGCGUGGUUUAUGGCACAGUCGACAAAGGUGUUGUUGAAUUUCUUUGUGGAGAGGAAAUGGGAUUUUAGAAUAUUGUUUGCUUCUGGAGGCAUGCCUUCGUCGCACUCGGCGUUGUGCACGGCUUUGACGACCUCUGUGGCUCUUUGUCAUGGUGUUGCAGACUCGCUUUUUCCUGUUUGUUUAGGGUUCAGUCUCAUUGUUAUGUAUGAUGCUAUUGGUGUUCGACGACAUGCUGGUAUGCAAGCAGAGGUUCUUAAUAUAGUCGUUGAGUACUUGUUCGAAGGGCAUCCCAUCAGCCAAAAUAAGCUCAAGGAACUGCUUGGCCACACUCCCUCUCAGGUUAUAGCUGGAGCUCUCCUCGGCAUCAUAGUCGCUUGUGUUUGUUGUCAGGGAAGCUUGGUUGCUACCUGAGCUGACUUUGCAGGUAAUUUUGGUCAGAUUGUGUUGACACACACACCAUUCUAGUGUUGACAUGGCCACAGAAAUGAUUGUACUCGAUUUCUUCAUUCGAUAUCAGAUAGACUUUGGUUCAAAAAGUUGACGACAGAAAUGUUAUUUUGUACCUCUGAGGCUCUGAAACUGUUUAGAGCCAUGCCUGACUAUAAACAGAUUUGAAAAAUGUAUACAGAGACCCUAGACAUGAAGCAAGCUUGCAUAACUAUCUUGCAAGCAAGUUAGAAAUUUCAGAGACUUUGCUAAUUGCUUUGGAAGGUCCUAGGCCAGAUAAUUUGCGUUAUGAUGUUGCAGAAUUCCAAAAAUGUUGGCCAGAAAUUUGCCUUCAAA
Messenger RNA from Prunus avium (sweet cherry), 1365 nucleotides. Its product is annotated as Acid phosphatase/vanadium-dependent haloperoxidase-related protein. The record is from RefSeq and is a predicted model, not a curated record. Lineage: Eukaryota; Viridiplantae; Streptophyta; Magnoliopsida; Rosales; Rosaceae.